UAAAGCUCCACCAGAAGAAGAUGCAGAGCGCUGCUGGAAGGUUCUGGAAGUCUCUUGAUUUGCACAAGGAGUCAUAAGACGAGAAGGGAUUUCACCAUAUUUCACGAUUAACCUGUUCGGGGCAACAAUGGUGAAAGAGACUGGUUUUUAUGAUAUGCUGGGUGUGAAGCCUAACGCCAGCCCUGAAGAGCUGAAGAAAGCUUAUCGUAAACUGGCAUUAAAAUAUCACCCAGAUAAAAACCCAACAGAGGGGGAAAGGUUCAAACAGAUCUCCCAAGCAUAUGAGGUUUUGUCAGAUGCCAAGAAGAGAGAAGUGUAUGACAGAGGGGGUGAGAAGGCAAUUAAGGAGGGCGGAAAUGGAGGGCCAAGUUUUGGCUCCCCCAUGGACAUUUUUGACUUGUUUUUUGGAGGAGGGGGACGCAUGCACCGGGAGAGGAGAGGAAAGAACAUGGUGCAUCAGUUGACCGUGUCUUUGGAGGACCUUUAUAAUGGAGCCACCAGGAAACUUGCUGUCCAGAAGAAUGUAAUCUGUGAAAAGUGUGAAGGUCGUGGAGGCCGUAAAGGAGUGAUAGAAGUGUGUCCUCUGUGUCAUGGGGUGGGUGUCCAGGUCAGACUACAUCACUUAGCACCUGGCAUGGUGCAGCAGCUAUCUACAGUCUGUGCCGGAUGUCAGGGGCAAGGUCAGCGUCUGGGUCACCGCGACCGCUGCAAAACAUGCGCUGGACGCAAGAUACUACGCCAGAAGAAGAUUCUUGAUGUGCACAUUAAUAAAGGUAUGAAAGAUGGACAGAAAAUAGUGUUCCAUGGGGAGGGCGACCAGGAGCCUGGCCUUGAACCUGGAGACAUUAUUAUUGUCUUGGAUCAGAGAGCACACACGGUUUUCACCAGACAAGGAGAGGACCUCAUCAUGAACAUGGAGCUACAGUUGGUAGAGUCAUUAUGUGGCUUUCAGAAACCUGUUAAAACACUGGACAACAGAACUCUACUCAUCACAUCCCAUCCAGGAGAGUUGAUCAGACCUGGAGAUAAGAGAUGUGUCCUGAAUGAGGGGAUGCCAAUGCACCGUCGACCAUUUGAGAAAGGGAAACUCGUCAUCCUUUUCAGUGUUGUUUUCCCUGAAGAGAACUUCCUCCCAUUAAACAAACUAAAGGAAUUAGAAAGGUACUUGCCUGAAAAACAGGCAAAUAUUGAGCCUGAGGGCAUGGAUGAUGACCUCUAUAUAUACGCUGACCUUGAAGACUGUGAUCUGUCCCGUGAACGCCACAAUUACCACUAUAUAGAGGAGGAGGACUUCUACCCAUCUGGAGGUGUGCAGUGCCAAACCUCGUAGAGAUUCCUGUUCCCUUACAUUCCCUUUCACAACAAAUGCCACCUCUGCUGGAACACAAGGAAAAGGACCAAGAGGAAAAGAGUUAUUUACCUCUCAACUAGUUCUGUGCCUGGAAUAAGACCUCUUAGUGCCGACCUCUUGUGUCAUUGUUUGGAAGAAACUCCUCAUCCAAAAUUUUGAGCAAAUCAUUUGGGAAAUAAACUUAGGGGAGAGUUGUGAGACUGGUGCCAUAGAGUUUCAGUUGAAGGGAGAGUCUAUGGAAAUGUGUGUAGAAGUUACAGUGGAAAUGGAACAACAUUCAGGUCAAGUUGGUUGUGCCAUAAUAGCAGAAAAUUUCAUCUUUAAAAUGUCAUUUACUUUGAAAACCACAUUUACAUCCUCCGUUUGAAAAAACAAAAAAAACAUUACAAUCUUUGUUUUGUUUAUUGCCAAUUAAUUGUGGGUUACAUGUAAGACUGUUUGAUCUUGAUGUUGUUGGAAAUUUGCCGUGUGCCAGUUUACUGCUUAAUGUUCUAGAACAUUUUAAACUAAUAAGAGGGUUAAUAAUUAAGUUUUAAAUACAUUUGAAAUGGUGGUAUUUCUAAAGGAGAAGAAAAUCUUGUUCAUAAUGAUGGCAGACUGUGAUCCAUUACUUAAAAGCUUUAUUUUGUAGAGAGUGAUAUUAGUUUGCUUGAUAUUAUUUAUAGCCCAGUACCUGGUGAAAUAACAUUUCAUGAUAUUGUGCUUACAUUGUCAUCAUAACUAAGAAAUAAUAGCCAAGGAUUUGAACUGAACUAAAUCAUGUUGUAUUUGUUUGCAAUUAGGGAAACAUUAAAAUCCUUUUUGGAAGGAAUUUAUUUAAUCUAAAUAACCAAAAAAAUAAUAAAAAAAUGAGCCGGAUGUACAUAGCUCUACAUAAAACCAGUCUUAAGAAAACUGAAGCUUUUUCAAAUUCAAUUUUAACUCAAGAGAUUUUUGGAUAUUGCAAAUGCACCUUUAUCCCUUUUGUUAUUAGUAAUAUUUUAAUUUUUUCUAUCAGAUAAAUCUUUAUUCGAUUACUUUAUUAUCUGUGUUGACUGAAGAUUAAUUGAAAAAUUGUGAAUUUUAAUUAUGACCAAUAACUGCCAUUCUGCCAUUUGUAGUUCUAUUUAUAAAAUAAAUGUCACAAUGUUAAUCAUUCA
This is a messenger RNA of Carassius auratus (goldfish), 2490 nucleotides long. RefSeq names its product dnaJ homolog subfamily A member 1-like. The coding region runs from base 128 to 1330 and encodes 400 amino acids. The record is from RefSeq and is a predicted model, not a curated record. The transcript has 9 exons. NCBI's taxonomy places the organism in Eukaryota, Metazoa, Chordata, Actinopteri, Cypriniformes, Cyprinidae. Gene Ontology annotation, molecular function: ATP binding; Hsp70 protein binding. Gene Ontology annotation, biological process: protein folding; response to heat.